AUGUCGCUUCAAACUAGAAACCUUCGCCAGGUCACCGAGUUACCCCUCUCGCAGAUUUCAAGGCCGAUACCACCUGUUCUGGAUUACACCAAGAUAGAUACCAUGCUCAGUACACUGAACGGUGUACCAAUGGCCUCUUCAACAUGUCCAAAUGUUGAUGAAAUCACAGCCGGAGAAUUGCCGCCAAUCGACGUAUUGUUAGUGCGCGAAAACGGAAAGGACAGAUACUUUGCCUUUGGUGGAUGUCACAGAUUCCAGGCAUACGAGAAAAAAUCAAGGGAUACUGGUAAAGAGCAGAUGGUCAGGUGUAAGGUAUUACCUUGCACUAGAAAGCAACUUAGAGUUUACUUGGGAAACAGUGUUGACAAGUUUUUUCAGGAUUGA
This is a messenger RNA of Kuraishia capsulata CBS 1993, 384 nucleotides long. RefSeq lists its product as uncharacterized. Gene Ontology annotation, biological process: cellular response to oxidative stress. The record is from RefSeq and is a predicted model, not a curated record. The transcript has a single exon. The coding region runs from base 1 to 384 and encodes 127 amino acids. Gene Ontology annotation, cellular component: cytoplasm. Gene Ontology annotation, molecular function: sulfiredoxin activity. NCBI's taxonomy places the organism in Eukaryota, Fungi, Ascomycota, Pichiomycetes, Pichiales, Pichiaceae.